UAAACGAACGCGCAGCGGCGCUCGUGACGUCAGGCGCGUGCGAUUAUUUUGAACGGGGGUCAAGAUGGCGGAGGAGAGCGGCGUAAAGCACCGGAAUCACACCGGACAGAGCUGCACAGCGAGCCGACAUAACGAAGGGGUCUCUGGGGUGGAGAUGAGCUGCUCUGAUCCGGAGGCGUCUGGAGCCGUGCAGAUCGUCAUCGCAGACGAGGAGCAUCACCAGUUCUCUCUGGACGAGGAGGCGCUGGAGCAGAUCCUGCUGCAGGAGCGCGUGAGGGAUCUACAUGUGGUGGUGGUGUCUGUAGCUGGAGCCUUCCGCAAGGGCAAGUCCUUCCUGCUGGACUUCAUGCUCAGAUACAUGUACAGCCAGGACUCGGACGCGUGGCUGGGUGGGAACAACGAGCCGCUGACGGGCUUCACCUGGAGGGGCGGCUGUGAGCGCGAGACCACCGGCAUUCAGGCCUGGAGCCACGUGUUUGUGGUGGAGAAACCAGAUGGCAGCAGGGUAAAGCUCAGCCGCAUCACACCGCCUUCGGACAAUAUUCUCAUCAGCAACUCAUCAGUCGAACCUCUUUGAGCUGAAAUAUUGUCUUGAAGUCACAAUCAUUUUAAGCUAAUAUGUGACCCUGGAGCACAAAGC
Sinocyclocheilus anshuiensis is the source of this 640-nucleotide messenger RNA. Its product is annotated as atlastin-2-like. The transcript has 3 exons. NCBI's taxonomy places the organism in Eukaryota, Metazoa, Chordata, Actinopteri, Cypriniformes, Cyprinidae. Gene Ontology annotation, molecular function: GTP binding; GTPase activity. Bases 65 to 577 code for a protein of 170 amino acids. The record is from RefSeq and is a predicted model, not a curated record.